ACCCUCAUCAAAUGCUGGAUGCCAGGCACAUUGAGAUCCAGCGGAUGGAAUCCACCAUGGCCUCCAUUUCCAGGUCCGCCAGCUUGUUCGAGGUCAGUGUGCCGGACUACAAGCAUCUGAGGCAGUGUAGGAGGGAGAUGCGCCAGCUGAAGGAGCUCUGGGACGUGAUUGGGAUGGUGACCUCCAGCAUCCACGCCUGGGAGGCCACCCCAUGGAGGAAUAGCAACGUGGAGGCCAUGGAGCUGGAGUGCAAAUGGUUUGCCAGGCUCAUCCGGGCCCUGGACAAGGGGGUCAGGGCCUGGGAGGCCUUCACAGGCCUGGAAACCACCGUGCUGAACACGCUGACCUCCCUGAGGGCCGUGGCCGAGCUGCAGAACCCAGCCAUCCGGGAGCGGCACUGGAGGCAGCUGAUGCAGGCCACAGGCGUGAGCUUCACCGUGGAUGAGGGCACCACCCUGGCUCACCUCCUGCAGCUCCAGCUGCACCACUUUGAGGACGAGGUCCGGGGCAUUGUGGACAAAGCUGUGAAGGAGAUGGGCAUGGAGAAGAUCUUGAAGGAGGUGCAGACCACCUGGGUGGGCAUGGAAUUCCAGUACGAGCCCCACCCACGGACCGGCAUGCCCCUGCUGCAGUCUGACGAGGACCUCAUCGAGGUUCUGGAGGACAGCCAGGUCCAACUUCAGAACCUGAUGAUGUCCAAGUACAUUGCUUUCUUCCUGGAGGAAGUGUCGGGCUGGCAGAAGAAGCUGUCCACCGCUGAUGCUGUCAUUUCCAUCUGGUUUGACGUGCAGCGCACAUGGUCUCACCUGGAAAGUAUAUUCAUUGGAUCUGAAGAUAUCCGGGCUCAGCUGCCCCAGGUACCAGCUAAGGAAAUCCUGCUCCCUCUGUUUCCUCCCCCGAGUCAAGGGACCACCCCCCAGUUCCUGCGUCCUCUAGACCUUUCCUCCUCUGCCUCCUGCCUUGGCUUCACUCCAGGGUACCUCCAACAAACGUUGACCUUACAAGCCAAAAGUCAGGAUUCUAAAAGAUUUGAAGGCAUCGACAAUGACUUUAAAGAGCUAGCUUAUGAUGCUCAGAAAACUCCAAACGUAGUGGAAGCCACCAACAAGUCAGGUCUUUAUGAGAAACUGGAAGAUAUUCAGAGCAGAUUGCACCUGUGUGAGAAGGCCCUGGCAGAGUACCUGGAUACCAAAAGGCUGGCCUUCCCUAGGUUUUACUUUCUCUCCUCUUCCGACCUGUUGGACAUCCUCUCCAAUGGCACAGCCCCGCAACAGGUUGAAGUAUUUAUUAAGUAG
Messenger RNA from Vicugna pacos (alpaca), 1295 nucleotides. NCBI's taxonomy places the organism in Eukaryota, Metazoa, Chordata, Mammalia, Artiodactyla, Camelidae. The record is from RefSeq and is a predicted model, not a curated record.